UUUAGGUGAAAAAUUUUUGUGAAUAUUGUGAUUUCUCCUUAAUAAUUUCUUGUGUAUGAAUUUUAUAUAAUUAAAUGGCGUAUCAAAAAAAUCACCUAUGUUAAUUAUGUUUUUGACUCAGUUAUAUUUUCUUUUGGCACAUUAUUAAUAUCCAUAUGCAAAAAUAUACUGACAAUAUAUUAAUUUUGGAUUUUUCAUUUUUAUCAGAAAUCAUGAGUGGAGGAUCUCAAGUCCACAUUUUUUGGGGUGCUCCAGUUGCUCCACUGAAAAUGACAAUAUCACAAGGCACAGCUUCUUUAAUGUCUGUUGCUGACCCCUGGAAAAAAAUUCAGCUUUUAUACAGUCAACAUUCUUUAUAUCUGAAGGAUGAAAAACAGCACAAAAAUCUUGAAAACUAUGAAGUCCCAGAAUCUAUUGGUUCUCCAGAUGUUAGUGGUCAUUUCUUAGCAAACUGUAUGAAUAGACAUGUUCAUGUGAAAGAUGACUUUGUACGUUCUGUUUCUGAAACCCAGAAUAUAGAGUCCCAGAAGAUUCACUCCUCUAGACUGAGUGAUAUAACUAGCUCUAAUAUGCAAAUAUGUGGAUUUAAAAGCACAGUUCCGCAUUUAGCCAAAGAAGAAAAGGAUCAAAAGCUUCUCAGUGAAAAUAAAAUUAUAGAUGAACAGCCUAAACAUCAGGCAGAUAUAUGUGGUCAGAACUUUAACACAGAUUUGUUUCAGUUAGGCCAUAAAUGUGCAGCUAUAUUGGAUUUGGUUUGUAGUACUGAACAAAUUAAUAUAGGGCCUGAAGUGGUACAAAGAGAGUGUGUGCCAACAGAAUAUCAUGAAAUACAAAAUCAGUGUUUGGGAUUAUUUUCCUCGAACGCAGUAGAUAAUUCAAGGUCUGAAGCAGCAGUUAGGAAGGUCUCAGACCUUAAAAUAUCAACUGAUACAGAAUUUCUCAGUAUAAUUACCUCCAGCCAGGUUGCUUUUUUAGCUCAAAAGAAAGAUAAAGGGCGGAGUCCUAUAAAUAAAGGGAAUGUAAACAUGGAGGCUGAACCAAAGGCAAGUUACGGGGAGAUAAGAAUACCUGACGAGAAUUCGAUUCAGCUUGAUGGUUUUACAGAAGCAUAUGAAAGUGGACAAAACCAAGCAUAUUCCCUUGAACUUUUUAGUCCUGUUUGUCCUAAAACAGAAAAUAGCUGCAUUCACAUAAACUCUGAUAAAGGUCUUGAAGAACAUACAGGAUCUCAAGAACUUUUCAGUUCUGAAGAUGAACUGCCACCAAAUGAGAUACGUAUUGAGUUGUGUAGCUCAGGAAUACUGUGUUCCCAACUAAAUACCUUCCACAAAAGUGCUAUUAAAAGAAGCUGCACCUCUGAAGAUAAAGUGGGCCAGUCUGAAGCUCUAUCUAGAGUCCUUCAAGUAGCUAAGAAAAUGAAGUUGAUUUCUAAUGGAGGAGAUUCUGCUGUAGAAAUGGAUCGGAGGAAUGUGUCUGAAUUUAAGGGUAUUAAAAAAACAUCAUUAAUAAAAAACUGUGAUUCUAAAAGCCAGAAGUAUAAUUGUUUAGUCAUGGUGCUAUCUCCAUGCCAUGUGAAGGAAAUAAACAUAAAAUGCGGACGAAAUUCUGGCUCUAAAGUGCCUUUAGCAACAGUUACAGUAAUUGAUCAAUCAGAAACUAAGAAGAAGGUUUUUCUGUGGAGGACUGCAGCAUUCUGGGCAUUUACAGUGUUUCUUGGAGAUAUAAUUUUACUCACAGAUGUUGUUAUUCAUGAGGACCAAUGGGUUGGCGAGACAGUACUACAAUCAACAUUUAGCACUCAGUUAUUAAAUCUUGGGAGUUAUUCAUCUAUUCAGCCUGAAGAAUGUUCCAGUGUAGUUAGUGACGUUGUACUUCAAGACUUACUGGCAUAUGUGUCCUCAAAACAUUCCUACCUCAGAGAUCUUCCUCCGAGGCAGCCUCAGAGGGUAAACAGUAUAGACUUUGUAGAAUUGGAGCACCUUCAACCUGAUGUAUUAGUCCACGCAGUACUAAGAGUUGUUGAUUUCACUAUACUGACAGAGGCAGUAUACAGUUAUAGAGGACAGAAGCAGAAAAAAGUUAUGUUAACAGUGGAACAGGCCCAAGAUCAACAUUAUGUGCUUGUAUUAUGGGGUCCUGGAGCAGCCUGGUACCCUCAACUUCAAAGGAAAAAAGGUUAUAUUUGGGAAUUUAAAUAUCUUUUUGUUCAGCGCAGUUACACACUAGAAAACCUAGAAUUGCAUACAACGCCUUGGUCAUCCUGUGAGUGUUUGUUUGAUGAUGAUAUAAGGGCAAUUACAUUUAAAGCAAAAUUUCAAAAAAGUGCACCCUCCUUUGUGAAGAUAUCAGACUUAGCAACCCACCUAGAGGAUAAAUGUUCAGGAGUCGUUCUAAUUAAAGCCCAGAUUUCAGAGCUGGCAUUUCCUAUUACAGCAGCUCAGAAGAUAGCUCUAAAUGCUCACAGUUCUCUGAAGAGUAUUUUUUCUUCUCUUCCCAACAUCGUAUAUACCGGCUGUGCAAAAUGUGGACUGGAACUAGAAACAGAUGAGAACAGGAUCUACAAACAAUGUUUUAGCUGCUUGCCAUUUACUAGGAAGAAAAUAUACUAUAGGCCAGUGUUAAUGACUGUCAUUGAUGGAAGACAUGAUGUUUGCAUCCGUGUAGAAUCAAAGCUGAUAGAGAAGAUUCUUCUCAACAUUUCUGCUGACUGCCUCAACAGAGUGAUAGUUCCUUCCUCAGAGAUCACCUAUGGGAUGGUCGUGGCAGACCUGUUCCACUCUUUGUUGGCAGUCAGCGCAGAACCUUGCGUAUUGAAGAUUCAGAGCCUCUUUGUGUUAGAUGAAAAUAGCUAUCCAUUACAACAAGAUUUCUUUCUCCUGGAUUUUUAUCCUGACAUUGUAAAGCAUGGAGCUGAUGGCUGUCUGUGAGGCCAGAGGUAGAAUUGCAGGCAUUUCAAGGAAGAAGUACUAAAAUGAUUUGUCUUUUGAAAUAAAUGAAUGACAGGGCUUUUGCUUUGGAUUUUUUAUGAAAUAUAUUUUACAAAGAGAAUUGCACUAGAUAUAUAAAUUAAAACUUUUUUCUAAGAAAAUCCUGUGAGGUUUAAAAAGAUUGUUUUUGUCUUUUGGUUUCUUCCUUUCUUCUGGAGAAAUGAUCUACCAGUCAAGGCAAUAUGUAGCAGAUCCCUGGGAAUUAAAGGUUUGCCCAUUUUUUCACUGUAUUUAGUCCCUGCUACAUUCCAGGCGUUGUACUAAGAAUGGGGAACCACAGGGAAGACAUUCCCUCAGAAACUGCUGCAGUGCUUUCGCUUAUCCCUACCUAAAAAACCGUCAAUGUAAAAUCAUUUCCUUGAUUAUAACUAUAAUGAUAAUGGAUUAGUUUAUAUAAACCUAUGUUUAGGGCCGGGCGUGGUGGCUCACGCUUGUAAUCCCAGCACUUUGGGAGGCUGAGGUGGGCGGAUCACAAGGUCAGG
Messenger RNA from Nomascus leucogenys (northern white-cheeked gibbon), 3469 nucleotides. Its product is annotated as shieldin complex subunit 2. Gene Ontology annotation, biological process: regulation of double-strand break repair via homologous recombination. Lineage: Eukaryota; Metazoa; Chordata; Mammalia; Primates; Hylobatidae. The transcript has 8 exons. Gene Ontology annotation, cellular component: nucleus; site of double-strand break. Bases 156 to 2927 code for a protein of 923 amino acids. The record is from RefSeq and is a predicted model, not a curated record.